AUGUUGGAGAAGCUUAAUGCCAAGGUGCAAGAUUUAUCUAACUACUUCGAUAAAGGCGAACAAACGGACGCAUUACUGCAUCCGAUUUCGAAUUUCUUCGUGAAAAGGGAAAACGGUGGAAGUGAGCACGUUGCUCCAGUUUCGUAGCGUUAUAGACGACUUAGAUCAACGAAAAGAGCUUGCUGUAUCGGACGCCCUUGAAGAAAUGCCUACUUUCCGUCCCGGAUUAAAGAGACUACAAACGCCUCUGUUGAGACACCUUAAUUUGCCAGGACAGAGGGUUUGCUCACUUCUUUCUCACCAUCCAAUGGAAGCUCAC
Molecule: messenger RNA, 319 nt
Organism: Phytophthora nicotianae INRA-310
Lineage: Eukaryota; Oomycota; Peronosporomycetes; Peronosporales; Peronosporaceae
Exons: 2
Coding region: 1-147 (48 amino acids)
Source: RefSeq, a predicted model, not a curated record